AUGGGCGAACAAAACUUUGCGAGAUUGGUUCACGGUGACCGUCGAUCCUCCAUCCCGCCUGACGCGAAACCCCCCGCGCAGCAGGCGCGGCGCAGCGAGAGGAGGCGGAGGGUGUGGGGAAGCGGCAGCAGCGAAUCGUGGGCCAGCAGCUUCUUUACAGGGGCGGAGCAGCGAGAGGAGGCGGUGGUGGGCGUGAGGGAGCGGCAGCAGCGGCGACUGGAGGAGGAGGCGAAGGCUGCUGCUGAGGAGCGAGCGCGCGUGCAGGCACAGGCGCGGGAGGAGGCGCGGCAAGCAGCGGUGGCAGCCUUAGAGGCCAGCCGAGGCCGCUCUCUGCGGUCUUCAGGUCUGCGUUCUGCUGAAAAGGACCAGCAGGAGCAGCAGGAGCAGCAGGACCAGCAGGACCAGCAGGACCAGCAGGAGCAGCAGGGCCGGCAGUCGAGAGAUUUAAGCAGGGAGGGCGGAAGGAGAGGAGAAGGAGGCGGAAGUGCAGAGGUGGAUGGAUCCUCGCUGAGUGAGGGUGAUCAUCUGGGAGGCGGCGGGGGAGAUAGAAGCAGUGGCUAUGAGGUUUCUCGGCUUGUGAGGCGGCACAGGGGAGGGGUAGGGCAGGCGGGAGGAAGGGAGAGCGAGGACGGGAAUGAAGGAGGGGGAGGGGAAGGACGGGAGAUCAGGAGUGGCGUGAUGGGAGGGCGAUUGGAUGUGGAUCGUGGAGGGUGGAGAUCAGCUGCAUCACUGGAAGCAGAGAAAGAGAGGAAGAGGCAGGACGCAGCCUUUGCAGCCUCGUUGCGUCGGGAUAGGGCGAUAGAGGAGAGGCGGAGAGAGGAGGAGGAGAAGAGGGGGAGAGAAGCGGAGGAGCAAGAACGGCUCAAAGAAGUGGAGAGAAGAGCAGAGGCGCAGAGGCGAAAAGAGGAGGAGGAGAGAAGAAGAGCAGAGGGAGAGAGGAAACGAAUAGUGGAGGAGCGCAGGGAGCACUACAGACAAAUGCUGCCGCCAGAGCCAGGAGCUGACGUGGCGAGUGAGGAGAGGGCGGUGGUGGCAGUCCGGCUGCCAUGCGGGACGGUGUGCAGGCGGGAGUGGCGGCGAGCCGACACGGUGGGAGACAUCUAUAACUGGGACCUUCCCCUCUUCCCCCUCUCCCGCGCUGCUCUCGCCACCACCUUCCCUCGCCGCCUGCUGCCCCUCGCCUCCUCUGCAGCCGUCUCCCUAGAGCAUGCAGACCUGUGCCCACGAGCCGUGCUGGUGGUGGAAGAGCAGAUGAACGAGAAUGAGGGCGAGGGGUCUAGGCCUGUGUAG
Messenger RNA from Closterium sp. Naga37s-1, 1290 nucleotides. The record is from the annotation of a GenBank genome assembly. NCBI's taxonomy places the organism in Eukaryota, Viridiplantae, Streptophyta, Zygnematophyceae, Desmidiales, Closteriaceae.